Xiphophorus hellerii (green swordtail) is the source of this 1371-nucleotide messenger RNA. RefSeq names its product NAD(P)(+)--arginine ADP-ribosyltransferase 1-like. Lineage: Eukaryota; Metazoa; Chordata; Actinopteri; Cyprinodontiformes; Poeciliidae. Bases 459 to 1301 code for a protein of 280 amino acids. The record is from RefSeq and is a predicted model, not a curated record. The transcript is spliced from 3 exons. Gene Ontology annotation, molecular function: NAD+ poly-ADP-ribosyltransferase activity; NAD+-protein-arginine ADP-ribosyltransferase activity.
AAAUGAGACACCAAGAAUAAGGUGUGAACAGCUCAAGCACAGAAGCAGAUAAGAUAAGACAUGAACACAAGUAAAAGGAAGCUGCAGCUCACAAUUAACAGAAAAUGACUGUGACUCAUGAGAUUUUACAUUUGCAAUAAUAAAAAAAAGUGUUCUGUUUUGCAGAUAAAUUUAGAUAUGUUUUUAUUUGUUGAUAGGUUAGCUUAUGAACUUCUGCUUCUGCCUUUUGUAUAAAGCAGCGUAAACCAGGGCUGGUGGGCAGAAGCCUUAUUCAUUUUACUUACUCAGUGUUUUUGUAUUUUGCUCUUUUCACUUUAAUUUCUUUGGAUCCUGAUCUAUUUCAUGAUUUAGAUUUUUCUGCCAAAAGAAAAUAAACAAUCUAACUAAAAACACAGAAACCAUUUUUGAUAUUUUGAAAUUCAUCCUUCCAGAAGCUCUUCAUAUAACUUCAGGACUAAAUGCUGAAGGUGGAAACAAUGACAAUGUGGAUGUUCCUGCUUGUGCUGUUUGGAGAGUCUGUCUCAACUGCAAAGAUUUACAGAUCCCAGACUGAUACUCCACUCCCAUUGGACAUGGCUGAAAACUCUGUCGAUGACAUGUACGAAGGCUGCGAGGAAGAGAUGGCAGCCAAAGUAAUGACAGAGCUUUUGGCUAGAGAGAAAAAUAUGAGUGAAAAUUUUAGGCUGGCUUGGGACGAAGCGGCGACAGAGUACAAUAAGAAAUGGAAGCCCAGGUCUGGGAAGAAAAAAUCCCAAGUUCUGGAGAAAGAACAAAAAAUGGCCGUCUAUGCUUACACUCUGGACAAACCAGAAAUAUUCACUGAAUUCAACAAGGCGGUGCGAACGCAGAGGGCUCAGUACACGAGCACGUUUCAGUAUCACUCACUGCACUUCUUCCUGACGGGCGCUCUCAGAGCUCUCAGAGCUCGUAAGCCAAAGAAAGAAAGAUGCCUUACCGGUUACCGGAGGGUCAACAGAAAAUUCAAGCUGGGCGAUCUCGGCGAAGAAAUCCGCUUUGGUGCUUUCACCUCGAGCUCGAUGGGAAAGUAUCCCCGCAAAGAAAAAUUUGGCGACGAGACCUGUUUCAAGAUUUACACCUGCUUAGGAGCAGAUGUCUCACUGUACUCCAAGUUUGGAGAAUCAGAGGGAGAAGUCCUGGUUCCUCCAUAUGAAAUCUUUAAAGUUACAGACGUAAAGCAGAGAUCUGAGAACAAGGAGCUUCCAUGUAACGUUGUGUUGACACUGAAGAGCACAGAAAAGGUUCUGUCCAACCUAAACUGUGCACUUUUCAAGGAUAACUGAUCCAAAUAAAUCUUUAAAAAUUAUUUCCAAUUUUAGUGACACUUAGGAGCAGAUUAGAUUUAUUUUGACA